AUGAAACACAACAACCAACUUCCGAAUGCACAUUUCCACAAGGACUGGCAACUCCGUGUGAAAACCUGGUUUGAUCAACCAGGACGUAAGAAGAGAAGGAGACUCAAUCGUAUCAAAAAGGCUGCUAGAAUUGCACCUCGUCCGGUUGAGCUGUUACGACCUGCAGUUAGAUGUCCCACAAUUAGGUACAACAUGAAGUUGAGAGCUGGGCGUGGAUUUACCCUGGAGGAGCUGAAGAGCGCUGGCAUUAACCGUAGGGAAGCCCUAACGAUCGGUAUUCCGGUAGACCAUCGUCGUAAGAACAGAUCAGUCGAAUCUCUCGAACUUAACGUUGCACGCUUGAAGACCUAUAAAUCCAAGCUCAUUAUUUUUCCCAAGAAAUUGCGCAAACCCAAGCCGGGUGAUUCGAAUCCGGUUGAAUUGGCCCAAGCAAAACAAAUUAAAGGACCUGUUUUGGCUAUUGAACAAACAUGGGUUACGGAAAAUCCUCGUAAGAUUACGGAGGAAGAAAAGAAUUUCGAUGCAUACUCUACCCUUCGGAGGGCACGCUCUGAUGCGCGUCUCGUUGGUGUGCGCGAAAUGCGACGCAAGGCCAAAGAAGAGGAAGAAGCCAAUAAGAAGAAAUAG
Molecule: messenger RNA, 627 nt
Organism: Paraglomus occultum
Lineage: Eukaryota; Fungi; Glomeromycota; Glomeromycetes; Paraglomerales; Paraglomeraceae
Source: the annotation of a GenBank genome assembly